UCAAGCGCGUAUCCAAUCGUCGAUGACAUCCGAGAUUUUUCAAAUUUGAACCACAAAAUCGAUUCAACUGUCGUUGUUUAACCUUUGGGAGAAAACUCGGCUGAGGGUUUCGACUAAAGGUCCAGACGUGUUGAAAAAUUGUUCAAUCGUUUGUCUCCCAAAUUAUUUUUUUUCAUCGAAUCCUUAUUGUACUCCAAAGCGCGAGAAACAAAGGAUUUCACAAUGUUUACACCGAUCAAGGGUUAUGGAGUGUUCAGUGACACAAUAUUAAAUACACCUCAACCGCAAGCAUCAUCGACAGUUCGAAGAAAAAGCCCAUUGGAAAGCAAAUUUAGCAAUAAACCGUGCAAAGAUGAACAAAAUGUACCACAUGAAAAGGAGCUGGCGCAGAAGGAACAAGACUCCUCGUUAGGUCUUCUGUGUGACAUGUCAAUUCUCACAAACAUGAGUGUAACAGGGAAUGAGCAAAAGAAUUCCACAAAUAUGGAUGCACAGCUUGAAUAUGCCAGGAGACUUCUUCAGAAAUGCAGUGACACAAAAAGUUCUUUAACCAUAGAUACAAAUAAAGAAAAUAAUGCUAAUGUACAAAAUAUAACAGGCAACUUGUCUGUUUCAAAUUUUAUUUUGUCAAAUGAAUCAGAUCAGGAGUGCAACAUUAAUCGCUUGACAAAUGAAGUCGGUGAAACUAAUGUUACUUUUGAUCCUAAUGAAAUAACGGCACGGUCAUCUGAGUGUCAGAUGAAUGUCAACAAUAGUGCAAAAAAGCAGUUUCUUUUAAGUAAAUCUUUCAAUGGCAUGAGCUUUAGUACAGACGAAAUAAUGGCACAAGUAAAUAACGAUAUUAUGAAACAACUCAAUAAUGAGGACUUUUUAUCUGGAUCAAAAAUAGAUGAACAAUUAUCAAUUGAUGAAGCACUUUGGCAACAAGAUCGUACAUAUGGUAUGCCAGGCAUGAGUACAAAUAAGCAGGAAUUAGAUCUCACUUCCUUUUCUGGUAUUAUUGGACAACUAGAUUUAACAGUAGAAUCUUGUGCUGGACAGAAACUAUCUAUUGGCCAAUAUUUUGAACGUAAAUCUGCUGAUAUAGGAAUAUUAGGGAAUGAUAAACAAGUAAGACAAAAUUUUGAUUUUACUUUGGAAAGUCCCAAAAGAAAUAACUUGGAACCAUUAGUUGAAUCGACUAUCUUGCCAAAUGCAACAGCAACAUUAUCUACAGAAUCAAAAGAGGAACAUACAUUCAUUGCAAAUGCAACAAGGAACAUGAAUAAAGAUAAUAUUAUAAGUUUAAGCACUAUUCUUGAUACUUUACAAAACGUUGAUAGCGGUACGCCACGGCGAUUAGUUGAUCAGAUAUUAAUGGUACAGAAAAAGAAGAAGAAUAGUUUAAUAAUGCAAAACAAUGCAAUACAAAAAACUUACGUAUUGCCUUCCGAUAGAAAGUCUAUGCUAGCAACGCCUACUGGGAACUUCAGUAAAUUUGAUGAAAACAUUCUAGAGAAUCUUUCAGUCAAGUUAUCACUAGAUAGUAAAACUAAAGACAUAAUUAAAAGUGAAACCAUUAAAGAUGAAACUGUUAAUGUAAAGCAAGAGCGUUCAAGAGUAUUGUCAUUUGCUUCAAAUGAAAAUACGAAUGCAGUUGAAUCUUUCACAAAUAUAUCUAAAGGAAAAAUGUUAAAAGAGGAAGCAAGUGAUAAGAGUGCAACUUCUUUAUUUAAUCAAGAUGCAGGAAUACAAGCAUCCAAUUCUACGUUGUUACAAAAUUUUAAAUUAUCCAAUGACAAAUUUACAUUAUUAUCCCAUGUACCGUCUAAAGUGGAUUUAGAAAAUUAUGAUGAAAGUUACAAUGAUUUGAAUAUACAAAGAAAAGAAUCUGGUGUUUCUAAUAACAUGAUGGAUAAUCGAAUAUUUUCUAUGAAUAUUAAUACAGAAAUGCAACCUAAUUUAAACAGUAAUGUUGUUAUCGGGAAGAAUACAGAACAAUUGUGCAAUUGCAUCAUUGGCAUGACGAAUGAAGUUAAUAUUGAACUUCUAAAUCAUGGAGACAGAUGGAUCACAUAUUCCUUAAAAUUAAACGAAGUGCUAGGAGAUAUGCAGAGCAUUGAAUUCAAUAUACCUCAAGAUGAAAUUUUAUUAAAGCCUAAUGGGGCACAAUCUACAAAAAUCAAAGUAAAAGUGAUACAAAUGUGCAAACAAAUAUUUGUAGCCUUAAAUAUAAUCUUAAUAGAUAUGGUAACAAAAUCGAAAUGGUGUAUGAAGCACAUGAUCUGUGUUAAUCCAGAACAACUUGAACUUGAGAUUAUAUGCGACUCUCAUAAAGAGGAACUCGAUUUUCAACAUAUUACAAAGAAUUCAACAAAGAGCCUACCUAUAAUAUUUCAUAACAAAAACAGUAUUGAUGUGCCUAUUAAGCUUUCUAUAUUACAUGAUGGACCAAAAAUGUUUAGCAUUGAUGAUAUUUUCGAUAAAUCAGUAGAGCUACAUGAAUCUCACGACGAACUUAAUCUAAUAUUAAAAUCUCACGAAAAGUUUACUGCUAAUAUAAAAUGUAAACAAUCUACAGAGAUAGAUUCUCCACAAAAACAACUACAGUAUUGGAAGAGCAAACUAAUUAUACAUGUACAAUGUAAGGAUAACACCAUUCUACUUCAGAAAGAAGUGCCCCUUUAUGCACAGAUGGGUAUCUGUAAAAUUCAACUCGUCGAUACAGAACUACCUAUAAUUGUUUCAAGACAGCAAGGCAAAUUGCUAAAUAUUGUUAAUUCGGGGAAUGUGGCGACGCAUGUAUCCGCCACUAUCGUGCCUGUUGAAGAGUAUCCCAACGCAGCACAGAAUUUUACUGUAGAACCGGAUAAUAUGUUCUUACAAGUUGGAGAAAGGAGCUCAUUCUUAAUUGUAUAUAAACCACAAGUUACAAAUUCUCUAGAUAAUGAAAGAUGUGCAAAGAUCAAAUUAAUUGCUGGUAACAAUGUUUAUCUUUAUAUUGUAAAUAUUGAACAAAUAUUAGAAUUAGAAAAGGAAAAUUAUUUACGUUGUCAUACACCCAGUAAUGCUGUAUCUCUAAGUCCUGCAACAUCACCACAAAGCGUAACUUCUAGUGGAUCCGGACUUUGUGAUAGAAAUUCACCAAUCAGUACAGUAUCUGGUGUAACUGUAACAGGAAAUACAAUUCCAAUCAAAUCGACACAUGCAGCUCUUAUAUGGAAUAGUGUAAAAACAGGAAAAAGUGAUAUUAAAGAAUUUACAAUUCGUAACACGAGUAAUAAUAAGAUUAAAAUUCAGAUAGAUAUAUGGGAUGAUAACAAAAGUUUUAAGUUUCUUGGAGAUAGACAAACUGUCAGUACAAGCAUAGUAUUGGCAAUGCAUCGUCAAGAGCUUAAAACACUUGCUGUUAGUUUUAGUCCAUAUCAUAUAGGUCCAGUAACUGGAAAAAUCACUAUCAAACAUUAUACAAGAAAUGGUAGUGAUUCUCAGCAACACAAAAAAAUACCUUUGUAUGGAUAUGGUGGGUAUAGUAAGAUAAAAAUUUCAAAUAUAUUUAAAGAUGCAAAUGGGAAGAUGGGAUUAUUAUCACUUGGUACUUUGUAUUCUGAGACAACAGUCUUGACUAAAGAGAUUAUACUACAAAAUAUCGGAGACUUACAAUUAUUUGCUAAAAUCAAAAUUAUACCAAAAGAUAUUUCUGUAACAAUGUAUUCUAAUUGGCAUGUAAAGCCCAAAGAAUUGAUUCUUAAUCCUAAAGAGACUCAACGGGUAUUAAUAGAAUUCUACCCCAAAAAAGAAGAUUUUGCGAAAUUACAAUGUUCAGAGGUAUCACAUGUUGCAACAGUAAACGUCAUGUAUGGGGAUGAACCAACCCGCUGGCGAAUACGCAGAUUGUAUAAUAAAAUAAAAGAAUCAGAUAAUUCAACUGAAAAUGAAAAUGAUGUGUUAAAAAAUAUUGUGCAUUCUAUAUGUAAAACUUUCCCUGGGGAACAACUAGCUUCUGGUUUAUUAUCAAUUAGAGAUUCCAUUCAAAACUUGAAUGAUCUUUGCACCGGAGUUCAUCAGUAUGAAAUAAUGCUUACUGUGGAAGCAUGUACUGACGAUACUUUGCCUGUUCAUUGCGAUGCUGAUGAAUCACAGCUGUUCUAUACUUUGAGCGAUACUACCCAAAUAGAUAGUGGAGAUGGAGCAAGUUUUUAUGCUUCUCAAACUAUGGCAGACUAUGACACUCGGCGUCCCAGAUCAUCGGGAGAACAAUUCACUGUAACUCCAUCCACCAUUAUUCUUCAUCCUCCAGUAGAAAAUGAGGCGACUGUGACUAUUCUUAGCUUAUUUAAAGCAGCCGAGGCAUUCCAAACCAGUCUGUCAAAUUCGACUUAUUUCAGUGUUGUUCCUACAGAAGGAAUGUUACCGAGCAGAAGAAGCUUUCCCUUGAAGAUACAAUGUUCGCAAAGGAUAGAACAUAAUAUGCAAGCUAUACUUGAGAUUUAUACAGAGAAUAAUAAACAGGAUGUGUUGAUUAAAGCCAUAAGACGACCGUAGUUUAGAU
This is a messenger RNA of Cataglyphis hispanica, 4531 nucleotides long. RefSeq lists its product as uncharacterized. The record is from RefSeq and is a predicted model, not a curated record. Gene Ontology annotation, molecular function: protein kinase binding. Gene Ontology annotation, cellular component: pericentriolar material; centriole; cytoplasm. The transcript has 20 exons. Lineage: Eukaryota; Metazoa; Arthropoda; Insecta; Hymenoptera; Formicidae. Gene Ontology annotation, biological process: centrosome-templated microtubule nucleation; mitotic spindle assembly; centriole replication. The coding region runs from base 223 to 4524 and encodes 1433 amino acids.